Molecule: messenger RNA, 2031 nt
Organism: Populus euphratica (Euphrates poplar)
Lineage: Eukaryota; Viridiplantae; Streptophyta; Magnoliopsida; Malpighiales; Salicaceae
Product: periodic tryptophan protein 1 homolog
Exons: 14
Coding region: 267-1655 (462 amino acids)
Biological process (GO): rRNA processing
Cellular component (GO): nucleus
Molecular function (GO): protein binding
Source: RefSeq, a predicted model, not a curated record
UCCAACACCUUCCAGUAAUCCUGCUGCACCCAAUAAUACCCUGCAAUUAGGGUUUUAGGGUAUAAAUAUAAUAUAAAAAGCAACGCUUGAAACAGAACAUCCAGCAUAAAACCCACGAACAAAUUACUUUCACUCAUUCUUAUUAAUCGAUCAACUUCCAUUCUCAUAUGAUUUUCCCCUGAAUUCAAAAUUUGUUCUUUUAUCUUAUUUAUUCUGUUGUGUGUUGAUAAGAAAAGGAAAAAAAAUUUGAGCUUUGAAGAGGAAUAAUGAUAGCAGCAGUUUCGUGGGUACCCAAAGGGGUUGCAAAGUCUGUACCAAGUGUAGCAGACCCACCUUCAAAAGAGGAAAUUGAAGAGCUGAUCAAAGCUAGUGAUUUAGAGAGAAGUGGAGAAGAUAGUGGCAGCGAGGAAGAUGACCAGGAAAUGGAUGUUGAUGCUGCCAAGCAGACCGGUGAAGUAAGCCAAGCAUUAGUUGUAGCAAACGCACUUGGCAGAAGUUCCAAAGUUAACAAGUCAGAGACCAAAUUUGAUGACAUAGCAGAUGGUCUGCAGGAACUUGAUAUGGACAACUAUGAUGAUGAGGAGGAUGGUAUUGAGCUGUUCAGCACAGGACUUGGGGACCUUUACUACCCAAGUAAUAGCAUGGACCCGUACAUCAAGGAUGAAGAUGAUGAUGAUUCUGAAGAUCUUGAAGACAUGGCUAUCAAACCAAAGGAUGCAGUCAUUGUUUGUGCAUGCAACAAGGAUGAAUUUAGUAACCUUGAGGUUUGGAUAUUGGAUGAAACAAGUGAUGGUGAUUCAAACAUAUACGUUCACCAUGAGGUUCCCCUUUCAGCAUUUCCCCUUUGCACAGCAUGGCUUGAUUGUCCACUUAAAGGGGGAGAAAAAGGGAAUUUUAUAGCUGUUGGGUCAAUGGAACCUGCCAUUGAAAUAUGGGACCUUGACAUUAUUGAUGAAGUGCAACCAGCUGUGGUAUUAGGUGGCAUUGAAGAGAAAAAGAAGAAGAAAAAAGGAAAAAAGGUGUCAAUUAAAUACAAAGAAGGCAGUCACACUGAUUCUGUACUUGGUCUUGCUUGGAACAAGCAUUUCAGGAACAUCCUUGCCAGUGCUAGUGCCGACAAACAAGUCAAAAUUUGGGAUGUGGAUGCUGGAAAAUGUGACAUUACCAUGGAGCAUCAUACAGACAAGGUUCAAGCAGUUGCAUGGAAUCAUCAUGAGCCACAAGUUCUUCUCAGUGGAUCUUUCGAUCGUACAGUAGUCAUGGUAAAACGGAGCUUGCUUACUCUGAUGUCUAUAGAUUUGGACUGUCACUAUACCUCACAGUGCAACAAGUCUGGAUCAGCUUCUGACCUUAAGCCAAGUUUUACCCUCCAUGCACACGACAAAGCUGUUUGCACAAUCUCUUAUAAUCCUUUAGCACCAAAUCUUCUUGCUACUGGAUCAACAGAUAAAAUGGUAAAACUCUGGGAUCUGUCCAACAACCAACCCUCAUGUUUAGUAUCCAAGAAUCCCAAAGCAGGAGCUAUCUUUUCUGUUUCCUUCUCAGAGGACAACCCUUUUCUGCUCGCCAUUGGAGGCUCCAAGGGGAAAUUGGAACUAUGGGAUACGUUGUCUGAGGCCGAGGUUGCUAGAAGAUUUGGAACCACAGCAAGCUGAAAUCACCGCUGGCUUCAUUGAUCAAGAAGGUAAAAGAGCUAUGCUCCUCGUAAAAUUCGAGAGCUACAGAAAAAGCCACAUGGGCCUUGUUAUGAGCUAAGAUUGAUUUGGUAGGUGAAAGACAUCGGUCCUCACAUGGCAAGCAUGUGUAUUUAAGUAGACUGUAGCGAGAGCUGGUGUAUUUAUACGAGAAUGAGUGGCAGUAGUGGUAGUCUCAUAGCUUUUCCAAUUUUGUGAGAUGGCAGAUGAGGUUUGGUUUCUUGUUUAUUUAUUUAUUUUGCUUUUUUGGCAUUAUGAUAUGUAAUUGUAAUGAAGACCAACGUUAAUUCAUGCGUGAGUGAGAAUCUUAAGAAAUGAAAGCAAAACAAAAGCUAGA